Stomoxys calcitrans (stable fly) is the source of this 2404-nucleotide messenger RNA. RefSeq names its product arylalkylamine N-acetyltransferase 1 (gene speck). The coding region runs from base 905 to 1753 and encodes 282 amino acids. The transcript has 3 exons. Gene Ontology annotation, molecular function: N-acetyltransferase activity. The record is from RefSeq and is a predicted model, not a curated record. Lineage: Eukaryota; Metazoa; Arthropoda; Insecta; Diptera; Muscidae.
UAUAAAAAAAGUAAGUAGCAGCACCAGCAGCGGGGAGAACGUAGUGGUGGUCCAAGAAAAGCGAAUAAAAACAAAAUAGAAAAAAAGACAAGAACAAAAAACACAAUCGGCCAGAAUUUCACUGAAUGUAUAAAACGUAGUGCCAACAAAGCCAUGUUGACAAUCAUUCAGUCAACGUGCUAUCCAAUAGAAUAGACCCAGUGGUGGUUGAGAGCCGUCGCCAACGGAAAUUCAAAUUUCAAAACAGUUGAACUCUGUUAUCAUCUUUAAGUGAAAUUCAAAGGAUAAUUAGUUUUUAUAACAUCACCAGAAAAAAGAAAGAAAAAUCCUUAUACUAAAAGAAGCUCUUCAAAAUCAAGGGAGAUAAUAAAAAAGAAAACAUAGCAAAGAGAAAAGAAAUUUUCCCCAAUAAAACAACAGUAAACGAUCAAUCUGUGAACAGCGACCACAGUGCGAACAAAAAAGACAAACGAUUAGACGUAGAUACCAUCGCUUUUCGUUCGUUCGUUCGUUUUUUUUAAUUUGCGAGAGAGAGUGCCAUUUCCAAUUUUCUUAUAAAAAAUCAAAAAGAAAUAAAAAAAAAAUCGGAAAAACAAGUAAACAGAAAAACGCAAUCAAUCUCUCCCGGUUGAACGAUAAUAAACAAACAUAUGUUGGAAAAUUUGCACAAUUAAUCGUUUUGUCGAAUUGUCUAAACAAUUACCAUUCCACAAAGAAGAUAUAACCAAUCAAAGAAACGGAAACUUUUGUGGCAAUAAAAAAAAUUAAAUUUUUAUUGCUCUUAAAUCUGACGUUAUACGCUUGUGAUUGCUCCAGAAGCAGCUCUAGCUGAUCUUUUUCAUCAAUCACAUCGACUCUUCCUUCCGCCAGCUAGCCAAAACAAUUGGCGUCAAUAAACAUCAUUAUGGAAAUUGAAAACAUUUCACAAAUGUUGCAAAACAGUCGCACAUUUGCCAAAAAUGACGCGAUUAUUAUGGAACCGAGAUAUACGCUUUCGGAUUUAUAUCCAAUUGCGAGACUCUCACAGAAAAUGGACAGUGUUUUGAAUGUUAACCCCACACCGGUCUCCACACAGCAAGCCACAACAGAUGAUGUACCGUAUACGGUGGAAUUAGUAACUCAUGCUGAUGCAGAAGCAGUCUUGGAGAUGCUCAAGACAUUCUUCUUCAAGGACGAACCGCUUAACACCUAUCUGGAACUGGGAGAAUGCAAAGAUCUGGAAGAGUACUCGGUGAAAUGCAUCAAAGAUGGUUGCUCCUUUAAGGCGGUAACAAAAACUGGUGAAAUUAUUGGUGUGUUUCUCAACGCCCUUAUGCAAAGGCCCGCAGCCGAUGCUGUAUUUGAGCCCUCAGCUGAUUCCUGUGAUCAUCCCAAAUUCAGAAAAAUUCUGCAAUUAAUGGACUAUAUUGAGGCAGAUUUUAAUGUUUUCGACUUGUAUCCAGGCGUCAAUACCAUUUUGGAUGGUAAAAUUGUUUCUGUGAAUACUAAUUAUCGAGGAUUGGGUAUAGCGGGACGUCUGACCGAAAGAACUUUGGAUUAUAUGCGUGAAAACAACAUUCCUGUUAUGCAUGUUAUGUGUUCCAGCCAUUAUUCGGCCCGAGUGAUGGAGAAGCAGGGCUUCCAUGAAGUCUAUCGCCUGAACUAUGCUGACUAUAAAGUCAAUGGUGAGGUUGUCCUUAAGCCCGCUCCACCUCAUUUGGCAUGUCGCAUUCUUGUCAAAGAAAUGGAAGAGAUGCCCAAGACCAAGCUAUAAAUAAAUCCACCAAGGGGAAAGUACUCCUUAGUUAGAUAUGAUGCUAAGAGGUCUUUUUGGCAACAAAAAUAAAAUAAAUUCUUGAAAAUAACCCACCCGAUAUGUCAGUUGCAUGGUUGUAUACCUAGAUGUAUGUAGCAGUAGUAGUUCGUAAUCAUGUUUGUUGUUGUUUUAUGAUUUUUUGUUUAAUUUUUGUUAUUAUAAGAAAAUGUUCGGAAAAAAACAAAAAACAGAAUAUUGUGAUUUUAGUAUGAUUUAAGUUAUUCUUAUAUAUAAAAAUGGUGUUGGCUUAAAACUAUUUAAGAACUAUUACUAAGUUUCUAUCAGCCUUGAUUCCCUUCUUCGAAUUGGGAAACAUUUAAGGCUAAAUUGUUUAACAAAAAUUAUUGCCAGUCAUUUUGGAUCAUUAGUCAUUUUCUUUCCCCCUCAAGCGAGUCUUAUAGACUCCAUAAUGAUUUGAUUGAUAUUUUCUAAGAACGCGUUGUUAUAAACCAUUUUUCAAAUUACAAAACAGAAAUGUAAAACUCAAAACGAUUCUAUUUCUACUUAAAUUAUGAUUAAUUUAAGAUUAUGACUUUGAUUUUACCGGAAAAAACGAUUUUAAACUACAAUAUAUUGUAAAAUUAGUUUUUAAUUGAAUUGACUUGAUUA